This is a messenger RNA of Acanthopagrus latus (yellowfin seabream), 2110 nucleotides long. RefSeq names its product zinc finger protein RFP-like. The record is from RefSeq and is a predicted model, not a curated record. The coding region runs from base 172 to 1806 and encodes 544 amino acids. Gene Ontology annotation, molecular function: zinc ion binding; protein binding. Lineage: Eukaryota; Metazoa; Chordata; Actinopteri; Spariformes; Sparidae. The transcript is spliced from 2 exons.
UCACUGAGAGGAGCAACAGGGAGAAAAAACUGGAACGUCACAUUUCCUCAAAAAUGAAAGUGAAAGUUUGAGUGACAGCAGAGCUGCAGUCCAGACGAGUCUGUGUGUUUCUCUCUGAAGAAAACUUUCUCAACACAACAGCAGAAUCUCUGACAAACACUGACUGUCAACAUGUCUGCUGCCAACUGUCUGCUGACUGAAGAUCAGUUUCUGUGCUCCAUCUGUCUGGAUGUGUUCACUGAUCCAGUCACCAUACCAUGUGGACACAACUUCUGUAAAUCCUGCAUCACUGAACACUGGAGAGUUAAUGUCCUGUGUCAGUGUCCAAACUGUAAAGAGGUUUUCUACACAAGACCGAAGCUGCAGGUCAACACGUUCAUCUCUAAGAUGGCUGCUCAGUUCAGACAGUCAGCUCAACAGAAAGCCAGCAGCAGCAGCUCAGAGCAACAAGUUUCCAAACCAGGAGAAGUUCCCUGUGACGUCUGCACUGGAACCAAACUGAAGGCCCUGAAGUCCUGCCUGGUGUGUCUGGCCUCCUACUGUGAGACUCACCUGGAGCCUCAUCUGACAAUGUCAGGCCUGAAAAGACAUCAGCUGAUCGACCCUGUGGAGAACCUGGAAGACAGGAUGUGUACGAAGCACGAUAAACUGCUGGAGCUGUUCUGUAAGACCGACCAGAUGUGUGUCUGCAUGCUCUGCACUGUUUUAGACCACAAGACACAUGAUGUUGUUCCUCUGAAAGAAGAAUAUGAAGGAAAGAAGGCCGAGCUGGGGAAGAGAGACGCUGAAAUUCAGCAGAUGAUCCAGAAGAGACGACUGAAGAUUGAGGAGAUGAAGCGCUCAGUGGAGCUCAGUAAGAAAGAUGCAGACAGAGAGAUAGCAGCUGGUGUUCAGGUCUUCAGAGCUCUGAAGGAGUCUGUUGAGAGAAGCCAGGCCGAGCUCAUGGACACCAUCAAAGAGAAGCAGAGAGAGACAGAGAAACAGGCUGAAGGCUUCAUCAAAGAGCUGGAACAGGAAAUCUCUGAGCUGGAGAAGAGAAGCUCUGAGGUGGAGCAGCUCUCACAGUCUGAAGACCACCUCCACCUCCUCCAAAGCUUCCCAUCACUGAACACUGCUCCACCCACCAAGGACUGGACAGGAGUCAGCAUCCGUCCACCUUCAUAUGAGGGGACUGUGGUGAGAGCUGUGAAUCAGCUGGAGGAGACGCUCAGUAAACAGAUGAAGAAGGUCGAGCUGAAGAGGGUCCAGCAGUAUGCAGUGGAUGUGACACUCGAUCCUGAUACAGCACAUCCUGCUCUCAUCCUGUCUGAUGAUGGAAAACAAGUUCACUGUGGUGAUGUAAAGAAGAAUCUCCCAAACAACCCAGAGAGAUUCGAUGAAUGUCCCUGUGUCUUAGCAAAGCAGAGUUUCUCUUCAGGAAGAUUUUAUUAUGAGGUUCAAGUUAAAGAGAAGACUAAGUGGGAUUUAGGAGUGGCCAGAGAGUCGAUCAACAGGAAGGGAGAAAUCACAGCAUCUCCUCAGGAUGGUUACUGGACGAUAUGUUUGAGGAAUAAAAAUGAGUACUAUGCUUGUGCUGACCCUUCGGUCCGUCUCUCUCUGAAGCAUCAGCCUGAGAAGGUGGGGGUGUUUGUGGAUUAUGAGGAGGGUCUGGUCUCCUUUUAUGACGUUGAUGCUGCAGCUCUUAUCUACUCCUUUACUGGCUGCUACUUCACUCAGAAACUCUACCCACUCUUUGGUCCAAGUCCUAAUGAUGGUGGUAAAAACUCUGCUCCUCUGAUCAUCUCUCCUGUCAGUCACACUGAGUAGAACAAACAUCUGAUUUUCUACAGAAAGAUUCACAUCAUUUAAUGUUUGAAAUGUACAGUUAUUGGAGAUGUGUGAUGUAUAUAUUGUUUUUUUCAUGUGCUUUUAUUCUUUUACAUGAAAUGAUUUUCUUUGAUGUGUCACAUGGAUUUUUACCACAACAACAACAGUUUUACCACAAAGAUUGAUAUUAGUAGUGUAAUUUAUCCUAAUAACCGUAUUACCUGCCUUCAUGAAUGUUAAAUCAUCAGAAAACAAUGAACAAACAAAAUAAUUGUAUUCUGUUUUCUUCAUGAAUAAAAGAGAA